Molecule: messenger RNA, 7995 nt
Organism: Alligator mississippiensis (American alligator)
Lineage: Eukaryota; Metazoa; Chordata; Crocodylia; Alligatoridae
Gene: ATP11A
Product: ATPase phospholipid transporting 11A
Exons: 29
Coding region: 369-3953 (1194 amino acids)
Biological process (GO): phospholipid translocation
Cellular component (GO): endoplasmic reticulum; plasma membrane; trans-Golgi network
Molecular function (GO): magnesium ion binding; ATP hydrolysis activity; ATP binding
Source: RefSeq, a predicted model, not a curated record
CGGCUGGGCGCGGGAGAGCGGGCGGCUGCAGCCCGGCGAGGUAGUCCCGCGGGCGGGGAGCCCCGAGGCGCGCUGCUGGUGCCCGCCAGCCAGCUCGCUUCCUCUCUUCAAAGCCGCGGGCGCCGGGGAAUGAGCUGCUGGGAGGCGCCGCGCGGGAGCAGCAGCGGCGCACACAUGGCUCUGCCCGGCGCUCGCAUGAUUUAGCCGGGGCAGAGCGGCGGUAGCGCCCGGGCCAGCCCCAACGCCAGCCUCGGGAGGGGGCGCGGCGGCUCCGCUCCCCACGCGCGCCUGCCGGGGCGGCUCCUGCAUGCGGGAGCGGGGCGGCUGCAGCUUGCGCCCAGCGGCGGCGGCAGAGCCCGUGCCUCGCCAUGGACUGCAGCCUUCUCCGCACCCUAGUGCACCGAUACUGUGCUGGAGAAGAGAAUUGGGUGGACAAUCGGACUAUUUAUGUUGGGCACCGCGAACCCCCUCCAGGCGCUGAAGCAUAUAUUCCACAGAGAUAUCCAGAUAACAGAAUAGUUUCAUCAAAGUACACAUUUUGGAACUUUGUACCGAAGAACUUGUUUGAGCAAUUCAGAAGAAUAGCUAACUUUUAUUUUCUCAUCAUUUUUCUUGUUCAGUUAAUUAUUGAUACACCAACCAGUCCGGUAACAAGUGGACUUCCACUGUUGUUUGUCAUCACUGUAACAGCUAUCAAACAGGGUUAUGAAGAUUGGCUUAGACAUAAAGCAGACAAUGCAAUGAACCAAUGCCCUGUUCAUUUCAUUCAGCAUGGCAAACUGGUUAGAAAGCAAAGCCGAAAAUUAAGAGUUGGAGAUAUUGUGAUGGUAAAAGAAGAUGAAACAUUCCCAUGUGACUUAAUAUUUCUAUCAAGUAGUCGAGGGGAUGGAACAUGUUUUGUUACAACUGCUAGUUUGGAUGGUGAAUCCAGUCAUAAAACUUAUUAUGCUGUUCAAGAUACAAAAGCGUUUCGUACCGAACAAGAAAUUGAUGCACUGCAUGCUACCAUUGAAUGUGAACAACCUCAGCCUGACCUUUAUAAAUUUGUUGGUCGAAUAAAUGUUUACCAUGAUAGGAAUGAACCUAUUGCCAGGCCAUUAGGAUCUGAAAAUCUGCUUCUUAGAGGAGCUACUUUAAAGAACACAGAAAAAAUCUUUGGUGUUGCUAUAUACACUGGCAUGGAAACUAAGAUGGCAUUGAAUUACCAGGCAAAAUCACAGAAACGGUCUGCUGUAGAAAAAUCAAUGAAUGUAUUCCUGAUUGUCUACCUCUGUAUUCUAAUAAGUAAAGCAUUAAUAAAUACAGCCUUGAAGUAUGUCUGGCAGAGUGAUCCGUUUCGUGAUGAACCAUGGUAUAACCAGAAAACAGAAUCGGAAAGGAAAAGAAAUCUGUUUCUUAGAGCAUUUACCGACUUCCUUGCAUUCAUGGUUCUUUUCAACUACAUUAUUCCUGUAUCCAUGUAUGUUACUGUGGAAAUGCAGAAGUUUCUUGGUUCUUAUUUCCUUACGUGGGAUGAAGAAAUGUUUGAUGAGGACACAGGUGAAGGCCCUCUGGUGAAUACGUCUGACCUCAAUGAAGAGUUAGGGCAGGUUGAAUAUGUGUUCACAGAUAAAACAGGAACAUUAACUGAAAACAACAUGGAAUUCAUAGAGUGCUGCAUUGAAGGGCAUGUUUAUAUACCUCAUGUCAUCUGUAAUGGGCAAAUCCUCCAUGACUGUACCGGCAUUGAUAUGAUUGACUCUUCUCCAGGAGCAAGUGGGAAAGAGAGAGAGGAGUUGUUUUUCCGAGCUCUUUGUCUUUGUCACACUGUUCAAGUGAAAGAUGAUGACAAUAUAGAUGGACUAAAGAAAAGCCAGCUGUCGAGAAGGCCUUGUAUAUAUAUAUCCUCAUCACCAGAUGAAGUUGCUUUAGUGGAAGGAAUACAAAGGCUUGGUUACACAUAUCUGAGGCUGAAGGACAACUUUAUGGAAAUUUUAAAUCGAGAAAAUGACAUUGAGAGGUUUGAAUUAUUAGAGACUUUGAGUUUUGAUUCUGUAAGGAGACGAAUGAGUGUAAUUGUUAAAUCGGCAACAGGUGACAUUUUUCUCUUUUGUAAGGGAGCAGAUUCUUCAAUAUUUCCUAGAGUUAAAGAGGGCAAAAUAGACCAAAUACGAUCUCGGGUUGAGCGCAAUGCAGUGGAGGGACUCCGAACACUCUGUGUUGCAUAUAAGAAGUUCACACACAAAGAGUAUGAUUUUUUGCACAAGAUGCUUCAGAGUUCAAUGCUGGCCCUGCAGGAUCGGGAAAAGAAACUGGCAGAGGCAUAUGACAAGAUAGAAAAGGAUCUUAUUUUGCUUGGUGCUACAGCUGUUGAAGACCGACUACAAGAAAAAGCUGCUGACACUAUUGAAGCACUCCAGAAAGCUGGCAUUAAAGUUUGGGUUCUGACAGGCGACAAAAUGGAAACUGCUGCAGCCACUUGCUAUGCCUGCAAGCUCUUCAGAAGAAACACACAAAUACUUGAGCUAACCACGAAGAAAAUUGAGGAACAAAGUUUACAUGAUGUGCUGUUUGACCUAAGCAAAACUGUCCUUAGGCACAGUGGCAGCUUAACCAGGGACAGCUUCUCAGGACUUUCAGCUGAUAUGCACGAUUAUGGUUUAAUUAUUGAUGGAGCAGCAUUAUCAUUAAUAAUGAAACCGAGAGAAGAUGGGAGCUCGGGUAAUUACAGAGAACUCUUCCUUGAAAUCUGUAGAAACUGCAGUGCAGUGUUAUGCUGUCGAAUGGCGCCUUUGCAGAAAGCUCAGAUAGUAAAACUGAUUAAAUUAUCUAAGGAACAUCCUAUCACAUUAGCAAUUGGUGAUGGAGCAAAUGACGUCAGUAUGAUUCUUGAAGCACAUGUUGGUAUAGGGGUCAUUGGAAAGGAAGGUCGUCAGGCUGCAAGAAAUAGUGACUAUGCAAUACCUAAAUUUAAACAUUUGAAAAAAAUGUUACUUGUUCACGGGCAUUUUUAUUAUGUGAGGAUAUCAGAACUUGUGCAAUACUUCUUUUAUAAGAAUGUCUGCUUCAUUUUUCCUCAGUUUUUAUAUCAAUUCUUCUGUGGAUUUUCACAACAGCCUUUAUAUGAUACUGCAUACCUUACACUGUACAAUAUCAGCUUCACUUCCCUUCCCAUCCUUUUGUACAGUCUACUGGAACAGCAUAUUGGGGCAGACAUGCUCAAGAGAGAGCCUACCCUGUACAGGGAUAUUGCCAAGAAUGCUCUUCUGCGCUGGCGUGUGUUCAUUUAUUGGACAUUUCUGGGAGUGUUCGACGCUAUGGUAUUUUUCUUUGGUGCCUAUUUCUUGUUUGAAAAUACAUCUGUUAGCAGCAAUGGACAGAUGUUUGGAAACUGGACUUUCGGAACGCUGGUAUUUACUGUGCUCGUAUUUACAGUUACAUUAAAGCUUGCGCUAGAUACACGCUACUGGACAUGGAUAAAUCACUUUGUGAUCUGGGGAUCAUUGCUGUUCUACAUUAUCUUUUCCCUACUCUGGGGAGGAAUUAUCUGGCCUUUUCUUAAUUAUCAAAGGAUGUACUAUGUGUUCAUGCAGAUGCUGUCUAGUGGGCCUGCAUGGCUGGGUAUCAUUCUGCUCAUAAUAAUCAGUCUUCUUCCUGAUGUACUCAAGAAGAUCUUAUGCAGACAGUUGUGGCCCACAGCAACAGAAAGAAUCCAGAAUACAUCAAGGCAGCAUCGGGACCACAUUUCAGAAUUCACACCUCUUGCCUCUAUGAAAAGCCCAAGAUACAGGAGCAAUGACUGCAGCAGUUCCCCACCGAGAAGGUCUAAUUCUCAUUCUAAAAAAAUGAUGUUUACGCACUGGAAAGGCAUUGAUUAUUCAAUACUUCCAUCUGUCUUUGGCUAUUCAAAUAAGCCUUGCAAUUCCAGUGCAAGCUACUGCUACAGUGGGUCAGGUUUGGAAACAUCUGUAUGACAGAUCACCAAUUCAAGCCUUUAAGAACUGUAUUUUUUUGUUUAUUUCUUUUUUGCAAAUACAGAAAACAAACAUGUCACAGACCCAUAUUCAAAUAUACUUGGCUUUGGCCAUCUGAAGUAAAGUUCAGACUAACAGGAUCAAGAGCUAGAAGUAUGAAUCCUUCCAGGCCUGUUGGCCUAUUUUUGUCUUGAACUGCUGAAGCAAUGAACAACCUGCACAGUCUGGCACUGUAAGACUGAAAGCACUAGAAAUUAUCUUCAUUUUGUGUCAAGACUUUUGUGCAUUUAUUGCUUCUGUCGUCUUUAGUUGUUUCCUUUAUUACUUGAAGUGUAUAGUUUCAGUCAGUGACCUACAUUUUGAGAUCAACAGUUUUAAUUUUCAGCCAGAAGCAACGUGACCUCAGAUCUCUUUGGUGAAAGUCGCUUAGAGCAUAUUUAACAAGUGCUGUUUCUUAUUUUCUCUGUCUUUUUUUCUUUCUUUGCUCUUUCUGUAGAACAAACUGGUGUUUCCUCUGUGCAAACCUGCUUUCAAGAAACUCCCUCUAAUAUUCACUUCCUUGUAAGUGGCCAAAUCAGGGCUAUGUAUGGUUUUGAGUUCGUUUUUUUCCUUGUAGAAAGAUAGAAUCAUUUUGCUUAGAAUAGGUUCACACUUUCUGGAGUCAAGCUGGCUGUCAAAUAAGUCAGACCACCAAUAUUCACACUUUCUUAAACAAAUACGGAAUGGAAUAAUUAAACUUAAAAUGUUUUGGAAAAUUUCUAAAAAAUAAAUAAAUAAGUUGAACCAGCAUUCCCACCACUUUAGCUACGCUUAUGGAAAGGAAGCAUCUGCAUGUAAAUCUUAAGUAUAUGUAUUAAGAAGUACUGGUUUUACUUUUUUUCUAUUUCCUGCCCGUGCUAUGAAAAAAAUCUUAUUUUCAGUCAUUUACAGUAUCCAAAUAAGAUGCUUUUAAUAUCUGGAUUUUUGUUCUUUGAUUUUUGUUUUAGCUUUUUUCCCAUUUUACUGUGAGGUAAACUGCUAGCUAAUGGAUCCAGUAGAAGUACGUUCUCAUAAAGCAGUUUGUAUACACUUGUUAAUCUUUUUGAGAGAACCACUAGAUGGUGUACAUCUGUUGUCAAUUCAACCUCAUUUCUGAUACAAUGAUUACCAGGCAUCUGUAUGAAUUAUUUACUAGGCAUUCCAGCCAGCUUGUACAUCCACUUUCUCUGCAGUCUGCAGAGUUUAUUUUAGCUUGUACUAAUUUUACUACUAGUUGUCUACUUCUCCAGAUUUUUUUUUAGUCCAGUGUUUUAUUUGGGGUGUAAAAACAUCUGAAAGACGAAUCUAAUACUUAUUAGUUUUAUUGUACCCCAUGUUUAUAACAGGUGAACAAGUGUAUCUUUUAAAAUGUUUCUGGCAGACAGUUAAUUUUUUUUUCUCUAUAGGAAACAAAAUAUUUGGGAUCAAAUUUGCUGCCUUUAUUAGAGAACUUGACCAAGGCAUUGUUUAUACCCUUUUUAAUGCUAUUGGCAUAGUGAAGGAAGUUUCUUUUUGCUUGUAUGUAUGAAAUAACUUCAAACUUCACUAGAGUUUUUAAAUGAAAGUAAAUUAAAUCCACUAGGAAACACUUACCACAAUGUUUUCAAUUAAUCCCUGUGAAAAUUGUUAAGUUGUGAAAACUUCAGUAUACCAAAGAUGAGAGAAGAAAAAAUAUGGCAAUGCUUACUACACAUUCAUCCACUACCCUGUAUAAAGAUACUAAGUCAUUUUUGCCAUUUACCAUGUAGCACUUCUUAGUUUCAAACAAUGCCAUUAUAUUGGUCACGUACUGUAAUAUAUAUAUAUUAAAUUUAUAUAUAUUUGCCACUACAUACUUGGAUGCUGGUCAGUUAGAACUGUCCCCUACAUAAAACACUGGUGUAUAUAUUUUAAAUUCCUAAUAUAUGUUUUAUACCAGUAGUGGUGACAAAUUUCCUGUGUGUAGUUAACAAAUUAUUUGUAACAUAUUUUUUAGAAAUCUUAAAAUUGCCUUUGCACUGAAAUAUUUUUCAUACUGUAGCUAUUUAUAUAUCUGUUUUAUGCGUACUUUUGUUAACACACCAUUUCAAUUUUUUUAAGUAUAUGUUUUAAAGGCUUUUUUUAUACCUAUGAGUUUUGGCCACUUAAAUUUAGCUUACAGUGGAAUUGUGGCUGAAUGUUAAAAUUCUGAUGAAUGUUAAAAUUAGAAACAGAAGUCUACUGCUGUAUCAACUACUGAUGGUUUGAUGCUGUUAGUGCUAGUAGUGAUUAGGGUUUUACUCUUUCUUAUGCUAUACUUUUAUGCUGAUUUUUUUUCUGUAAAACCUUCUGCUGUUUUACUUUUUUUUCUCAUUUCCAUCUUUUAGCCUUAAAUGAGAAGACUCUUGCUUGAUGUUUUUGAAAAUGCUGCAUUGCUGCUCUGUCUACUAACAGAAAUUUACUACAAACUUCUUACAGCCCAACUCUUUCUUAGAAAUUAAUAAUAGAGAUGGUAUACAGGAUGAAACACUUAGAAAAGUGUUUGAAGGACAAAUAAUUCUGUUUAAACUUGUCAUCUUAGAAAGGAGGAAGAUUGUUUGCAUUUUAACAAGUAUUUCUGCUUUGACUUAGCAAUACUUUUAGUUAAAUAGUUGGUACUAUGUAUCCAUCUGUUAAAACAUACCAUCUAAAUGAAAAAAGCAUAAACUUCAAAAAACAAUUUUCCUGGGUAAUCUUUGCUUCAGUCCCUUGUUACUGUUAUCAUGCAAACCUAGUCCACUGCAGCAGAUAUUAACGGAAGUCAGAGUUUCAUUGUAAAUGGAUGGAAAAAUACUAAGGUGUAAAUGCAAGAGCCACAUCUGAAGAAUACACAAAGACUGUAUUAUCACUGAGACAUGGAAAGCUGACAGGCUGUUGAAUGAUGAAAGAACUGUAAGGAUAGGAAAAACCAUAAUGAUAAACUAUAUAACUUCUUAACUUGCCUUGUUUAAACUGUUGCAGCUUUAACAACAAAAUGUCUCCAUAACUGCUUUUAUAAAUGUCUUGAAAUUGGUAGGCACUAACUAAAUGUUUGUGAAGUCUUAGAAAGUAUUUCAGGCUUUGUAGCCACUCAAGUGUGUGUAUUCCUGAAGUGGCUUGUAGCAAAAUACUGGAAUCAUUUUCAUUUUAUGGUGUACAGUAAUUAAUAUUGUUUGUUCAACUGCUCAGUGUGAAAGCUUACAGUUUUUCUUGGUUGCAUUAGCCUGUUUGUCUUGAUCCCACUGGCCUGAAAUGAGAAGGAAAACAAAUAGUUGAAUUGCACCAACACUCUUCUUGAAAGCCAGCGAGAUCACUGUGAUCAUGCUACUGUCUGUUAACAAAGCUUUAAUGGAAAUUUGUCCAAGUAUUAUGAAAGUGAAAAAGUACAUGAUUCUACUUUGCAGAAUAAUCUACAAAUCAGUUUAUAUAGCUUUAAUUUUUUUACCUUAUGAAAAUAUAUUGAGUUUUAAUAUGUUAUUUCUGACUUAAAAUAUAUUGUAUAUACACACUUCUUUUAAAAUGUCCUUUCAUUAUAUAAUGUAAAGUAGAAUCUGCAAAAGUGCUGUUGGGAGCAACAGGAGUAGUUAUCAGUGUAUUAAACAUCAAAGAUGUCUGUAGUCAUCAGCACCAAAUGCUGACAUUAUUUUCAAUGGUACAAUGAUAGGUGCAUUUAUUUGAAAAUAAAUCAGCCUUCAAACCUAAUGCUUAGAUUAUCCUAUUACACUUCAUUUACCUGAUCUAAACUGUUGAAGUGUGAAUAAAUAAUCAUCCAUAAAAUUUAUUUUCAGUGCUAUAUUUUUAACUUUCAUUUCUGUAGAUACUUAAAUAUAACUUGUCUUUAUUCAUUUAUAUUUUGGACCUUUCUGUAGAUUAUAUAAGCAGAAGACAUGUAUCUGCUUGCAAUAAAUUUAAAAAUUAAAGACUAGUUUUAAGUUUGUUCAUAAGCAAUUUAAAAUCAUUUUAGUUUAAAUAUAAAAUAAUUUCUUAUUAACCUGUAAUAAACUGUGAGUAGAUAAUGGAGAAUUAAAUAAGUGUUUUGAAUAUGUUA